AACCCCUGCACUAUGUAUAUUUUAGAAAAAAUACAGUGUCCGAUUUGAACAUUAUAUUUGGUGGGUAGUAACAUGGUCUACAGAUUUGCUGAUCAUUUCUGGAAUACCGACUUUAAUGGGACAUCAGGUUAUGAAACGUUAAUAACACGCUUAAAAGAUGGCAAGAAGUUAUGUGAUGUCUUUAUAGACUUCUUACGUGCAAGAGUAAAAAUUGAAGAAGAUUAUGGCAAGAGCUUAAUCAGACUGGGACAGUCUGCUGGCACAAAUGAUGAAGCAGGCACUCUUAAAAAUUCAUGGAAUGCUGUUACAAAGGAGGCUGAGAGUAUUGGAACUGUGCAUUGUGAAAUGGCGAAGAAACUCAAUGAAAUGAUUGACCGAACUUCAAAAUUUAGAGAACAACAAAAGAAUGACAGAUCGAAAACAGAUGACAAAAUGAGAAAACUCCAGAGAGACAAAAAAAAUGCAUAUGAUACAAUGUUAAAGAAUAAAAGGACAUACGAAUUACGAAGUAAAGAAUCACAACAGUGCAAUGAUGCACUGGAUAGCAAAGCAACCUAUACACCUAGAGAAGAAGAAAAACUUAAAAAAAAUCAAUUCAAAGCCAAAACGCAAGCUGAAAAUGCAGACUCGAUUUAUCAAAGUAGUGUAAAAAAUUUGGAAGAUGCACGAAAUAAAUGGCAGCUUGAUAUGGAAGAUACUUGCGAGUUAUUUCAGAGAUUUGAAGUCAAUCGUAUUCAAUUUUUACGAAACGAGAUGUGGGUAUAUACGAAUCUUGAGUCAUUACAAGCUGUUGAUAUUGACCAUAAAUCCGAAGAUUGUCGUAAAGUUAUUGAAAAAUGCGAUGAAAAUGCAGAUAUUCAACAGUUUGUAAAUAUAAAACAGACAGGUUCCGAGCGACCAGCUCCUAUCUUAUAUGAAAGCUAUGCACACCACAGCCCAACAGGAAUAAGUGCAAGUCAAUCAUCUCAUCAACUCCACGUGAUGGGGAGGAAUGUCAUGCCUCCACGAUCCACUUCUGGUCCACUAGUCUCAGUUCCUCGGCAACCUUCUGUCAAAGAAGAUGCGUACGCAUCUAUAUCAGAAGUGCGCACUGCACGUGAUGGUGUUGCGAGAAGUGGUAAAGGAUUCUAUCGAGUUUUAUAUGAAUACGAAGCACAAGGACCGAAAGAGUUGUGUCUAAAGCCUGGAGACUUGAUAGAGGUGCUAGAGAUCGAAGAUGAUUUGUGGGCGCUUGGGCGGUUGAGCGGAAAAAAGGGCGCUUUUCCUUUGUCUUUUACCGAACCUUGGCAGCACUAGUAAUAAAAUUUCACUACGCAUGUGUAAUGUAAACAGACUGAAACGAAACUGAGCAAGCGCGCAAACAGUUAUUAUACGGCCGGCGUAUAAAAAAGCUGCGGCCCGACAAUAUGCUCCGCUGCGAUGUUAUGAGUGCAGUGAGUACACGGAUACAAUUACAGCUUAAGAUUUCGCUUCAGUUGGAACGAGCCUUUCAUAUAAACGGCGCCAAAUACGCACGAUAUAUAUAAAUGUGUAACUAUACAUAAAAUGUAUAACAUACAAACAUAAUGCACAAUAUUUUAUACUUUUGACGUUUAUAUUUGUUUUUACUUAUGAGUGUGAAUUUAUAUCUAUACUUAAUUAUUAGCACUUGUUUAAUUGGCGUGCUCUCCUACAUCCUUCUCACGAUACAUCUUGAUGUUUUGGAUUCUUUUCCAGCAUUUUAUGCCCAGCAACUGAGUUUGAAUUUGUGUUACACAACCAGGGUGCCUAUUCUGUCAGUAAUUUCAGGAAGUUUAAAAAUAUUGUCUGGAAAUAGUCGCGAUUUUUACCUGUUCUAUCAAUAAGUUUGUAUAACUUACUUUUUCAUAACCUAUGAUUUGUCAGAAUGUCUGUGCCCAAAAUAGUUGAAAAUGAUGUUCAGUGAACACCGCAAAAUACUAAUAGAUUUGCAAUUUUAUAUGUAGUAUAUUUUAUAGCUUGUAAAUAUUGAAUUAUUUACGUUAAUAGCAUAGACCUUUUGAGGAAUACAAGCACUAACAAACUGGAAUA
Messenger RNA from Hydractinia symbiolongicarpus, 2049 nucleotides. Its product is annotated as proline-serine-threonine phosphatase-interacting protein 1-like. The transcript has 15 exons. The record is from RefSeq and is a predicted model, not a curated record. Gene Ontology annotation, biological process: actin filament polymerization. Gene Ontology annotation, cellular component: actin filament; cytoplasm; plasma membrane. Gene Ontology annotation, molecular function: actin filament binding. Lineage: Eukaryota; Metazoa; Cnidaria; Hydrozoa; Anthoathecata; Hydractiniidae. The coding region runs from base 73 to 1296 and encodes 407 amino acids.